Messenger RNA from Beta vulgaris subsp. vulgaris (sugar beet), 1325 nucleotides. Its product is annotated as secretory carrier-associated membrane protein 4. The transcript has 12 exons. NCBI's taxonomy places the organism in Eukaryota, Viridiplantae, Streptophyta, Magnoliopsida, Caryophyllales, Amaranthaceae. Bases 197 to 967 code for a protein of 256 amino acids. The record is from RefSeq and is a predicted model, not a curated record. Gene Ontology annotation, biological process: protein transport. Gene Ontology annotation, cellular component: recycling endosome membrane; trans-Golgi network membrane.
GUUUGAAGCUAAAUUGACAUCCCCGCGUAUCUAUAUUUUCUUAUUCCGCAUUUCCCCUCCGCUCUCUCUCUCCUCUCACUCCCUCACUCUUCAGUCUCACUCCAUCAUCUCAGCGUUCGGUGCAUUUCACAUUUUGAAGCUCACAAUUUCUCCCCAAUUUUCUCUCUUCAAAAACACGCAUAUCACGAACUAAUCCAUGAGUUCUCAGCCGGAAAACGUCAAUCCAUUUGCUAAUGGUUCGAGUGCUGCUGGCUCGAAGUUCCGUCUCCCUAACUUUGGUUUUGGUCAGAAACAUGAUGCCACUGAUGACGUAUCGUUGGAUGCCAGAAAUGAUCCUAACAGAGAGAAAGAACUUGCUGAUUGGGAGGUAGAUCUCAAAAGGAGAGAGCUGGACAUAAAGCGGAGAGAAGAGGCUGUGUCUGCAGCUGGUGUCCCUGCAGAUGAUAGAAAUUGGCCACCUUUCUUUCCACUUAUACACCAUGAUAUAGCCAAUGAAAUACCUGUCCAUGCUCAAAAGCUGCAGUAUAUGGCAUUUGCAAGUUGGUUAGGUUUAGUUCUUUGUCUUGUAUACAAUAUAAUUGCAGUAAUUGUGUGUUGGAUCAAGGGAGGAGGUGCCAAGAUUUUUUUUCUUGCAUCAAUUUACGCUUUACUCGGUGUUCCACUGUCGUAUGUGCUGUGGUAUCGGCCACUUUAUCGUGCAAUGAGGACGGACAGUGCCUUUAAGUUUGGCUGGUUUUUCCUGACAUACUUGCUGCAUAUGCUUUUUUGUAUCUUUGCUGCAAUUGCUCCCCCAAUUGUGUUCCAUGGGCAGUCUUUAACGGGUAUCCUUGCAGCUAUCGAUGUAUUUCCUCAUAGUGUUUUGGUUGGGAUAUUUUACUUGAUUGGGUUUGCCUUCUUUUGCUUGGAAUCACUUCUGAGCUUGUGGGUUCUUCAGAAAGUUUACAUGUAUUUCCGAGGGCACAAGUAAAAUUCUUCAAGCAUCCAAGAGUCAAGAUCUUCAUUUGGUUUGUAUUAUAACCUCCCGUACCUCCCCAUUCAGCAAAGAGUGUUCAGAAUUAUUACGGCGUGCUUUUCUGAUAGACAAGCCUUAGUUUUAGUUUUAGUUUGUGCAUACCAUGUAAAAAUGUUGAGGGUAUCCCUUAUUCAUUUUGUUUACUCAUUGUAUCUUCGAAGUUGCGUAGUGAUUCCUGUAGUUACAUGUCAGUGCGACCCUUGUAAAACUGAAAAAUGGAAGACCGAUUGCGUGUUGGGUGUGCACUAAGUGUUUGGAAGUGUUGCGAUCAAAUUGAGAACUUUCAAAUGUUAUUUUUACUGUUGCUGUGCUA